This is a messenger RNA of Manihot esculenta (cassava), 2539 nucleotides long. RefSeq lists its product as uncharacterized. The coding region runs from base 293 to 2251 and encodes 652 amino acids. The transcript has 2 exons. Lineage: Eukaryota; Viridiplantae; Streptophyta; Magnoliopsida; Malpighiales; Euphorbiaceae. The record is from RefSeq and is a predicted model, not a curated record.
CCUCGUCGUCAUGUAUCCAAGCCUAAAUAUGGUCAAGAAAGUUACUGACACCACCACAAUUUAUCUGCGCUUCCUUUCUCUACCAUUCCCUGCAGAAUAAAAUCUAUAAAGCUGGUCGCCAUUCAUCUCAAUCCAUCUGUCUUUCUUCCACUGUCCAUUUUCUUCAUCUCCUCUGUCUCUGUCUCUGUCUCUGUUUCCUCUCUGGGGUUUCACGUGCACAGUGUAAUAAUAUCCAAUCUCUGUCUUUCUGCAGACCUCUGUCAGUCCAAGGUUUGUUUAUUUGUGUAUUGAAAUGGAGUUAGUACCUUACGACGACCCCAAUUCGAAGCCUGAAUCCUCUACCGUCCCAUGGAAGGACAUGUUCAGAUCCGCUUCAUUUCGCAAGCCUACCACAACCAAUCCGGAAGAGCCGCCACCGAAUUCAUCCAAAGCACCACCGCGCUCGUCAAAUGCCAAUAACCCAGAUCACAAUAGUACCUUUUCGGGUGAUCCUCAGGUGCGCCUUGCUCUUUACAUCGCCAUGGCUCAUGCGGGCCUUGCCUUUACCAUCUUUGUUCUUUAUUUUGUGUGCAAGCUUUUGCAAGGGUAUUUGAGGCCUAUUCAAUGGGCUGUUCUGUGUUCAAUUCCUUUGAGAGGAAUACAAGAGACUCUUGUUGAUUUUUGGAGCGAACCUUUGAAGUUAGGCCUUGCUGAGACUGUUCUUGCAGUUCCUGUUGCCAUUUUUAAGGUUUUUGUAGGUACUAUUACUGAUAUUAUGGAGGUUUUUUUAAGGGUUUUUCUUAAAAGGUCAAAACGAAGAGGUCCUAGAAGAACUAGAAGAAGUGGGUUUUCAAAGUUAGUUAGGUGGUUAGUUUCAUUUGGGGUGUUUCUGAUAGCCUACGAGAGUCUUGGUGGUAUGGGAUCAUUACUGAUUCUUGGUUUAGGGUUCAUGUGUAGCACCCAAACUGCGGGUUCUACAUUUUCUGCUGUAUCUUCUUUUAAGAGCAACAGCUUCAAGCAUACUGCAAUCAGCGCAUUUUUCACUAGAGGCGUAUUGAAGAAAUUGAAUACCAUUGUGGCAAUUGGAUUAAUUUUUUGUAUGAUUGUGGGGUUUUUGACUGGAUUGAUCUUUUUCUCUUAUAAGAUUGGUGUAGAAGGAAAAGAUGCAGUCAUUUCAUUGAAAUCACAUGUGGAAGAGAAUAAUUAUGCGGAGAGAUUUGGCAUUAAGAAAUGGAUGGAUGAGAAUGAUGUUCCUGGAAUGGUAGAUAAGUACACCACCACCAUCUAUGAAACAGUGUCUGAACAAAUAGAUAGUUUGGCAAUGCAGUAUAAUUUGACAGAGCUUGUCACUGGGAUCAAGCAUUUUGUCAUUAGUUCCCCUGCCAAUUCUUCUCAGCAAUCAUCUGCUAUGAUGAGGCCAUCACCUUACACCGCGAAGCUUGUGAGUUUAAGAACAAAAGUCACUAAUCACGAAUGGGGAGAAAUUUAUUUUGAACUAGAUGCCAUUUUUAGGGAAUUGAUAAUCACCAGGGUGGAUCUUGUUGAGAAGGCAAAAGAGUUUGCUGUUCGAGGGAUGGAUGUGGCACAGCAUGUACUUGCCAGCAGUGCAUCUGUCUUAGGUGGUGGUGUUAAGCUCAUGUUCUCUGUUGGAAAUUCCAUCAUCUCUGGAGCAGCUGAGGUAUUCAAUUUUGUAUCCCAGUCUAUGGUGUUCUUCUGGGUUUUAUAUUAUCUGAUUACAUCAGAGUCUGGUGGAGUAACUGAACAAGUAAUAUGCAUGCUUCCAAUUGCAAAAGAAGCAAGGCGUAGGUGUGUUGAUGUUUUGGACAAUGCUAUUUCUGGAGUUCUUUUGGCUACUGCUGAGAUUGCAUUCUUCCAGGGAUGUGUUACCUGGCUUUUGUUUAGACUGUAUAAGAUUCACUUCCUGUACAUGUCAACUGUGCUGGCAUUCAUCAGCCCUCUGCUUCCAAUCUUUCCACCUUGGUUUGCAACAAUUCCGGUGGCUUUGCAACUGGUGCUAGAAAGUAGAUACAUACUGGCAAUUAGCUUGUCAAUUAUUCACAUUGUGGUUAUGGAUUAUGGUGCAUCUGAAAUUCAGGUGGAUAUACCUGGUUACAGUGAAUAUCUUACUGGGCUCAGCAUUAUUGGUGGAAUGACAUUGUUUCCAUCUCCAGUGGAGGGAGCAAUAAUGGGGCCAUUGAUAACUACAGUUGUAAUUGGUCUGAAGGAUCUAUAUGCUGAAUUUGUUCUGGAAGAACCGAAGAAAAGUGAUUAGCAGAGUGAGUCUGAAACAGUGCCAGUUCCAACUUCCAUCUCUUUUGUUUGCAAAUUUUUAACUGAUGUAUAUUAGUUUGAGCCGCUUCAUAACUCGGCCAAUGUUUCUGUAGCAUAGAUGCCUUUUUUAUAUUUUUUUUGUCUUGGCUGUUUUAUAUCUCUACUUGAUUAGUUGGCAAAAUCAUGAGAAGAGAUUGUAUAUUUUUCCCGUGUAUUUAUUGCCAUAAGGAUUCGUGUAUGAGAAUGUUCAUUGUUGCAACUCCAUAAUAGCAUGGUCUGAAAAAUAUAA